Molecule: messenger RNA, 1569 nt
Organism: Andrographis paniculata
Lineage: Eukaryota; Viridiplantae; Streptophyta; Magnoliopsida; Lamiales; Acanthaceae
Product: protein NODULATION SIGNALING PATHWAY 2-like
Exons: 1
Coding region: 1-1569 (522 amino acids)
Biological process (GO): regulation of DNA-templated transcription
Cellular component (GO): nucleus
Molecular function (GO): DNA-binding transcription factor activity; sequence-specific DNA binding
Source: RefSeq, a predicted model, not a curated record
AUGAUUGAACCAGAGCUGCUUCUUCCUAGUUCAUGGCAACCCAGCUUCAUUACCACACCCUCACCAUCACAAUUUGAAUAUGGUGAUCAAGUAAUGGAAUUUUGUGACUUUCCUUGUUCCUUCCCUUCCCCGGAGGCGGAGUCCUCUGUGGUUUCUUCAAGCUCUGAUGUCCCAACCAUGUUCCCUGACGAGUUUCUGGAUCUCGACAAUUGGGUAGAUGGAGUUCAAAUGUGCUCGCCCAUAGAUACAGCUACUCCGAGUGAAAAAAUGGAGGAGGAUAUCUAUGAAUGGGUAAAUGGAAAUGAUAGGACAGCAGAAGGAAAUUGUUCGUCUCUGCUGACCACUGACACUGUGAGUAACGAAGGGAGCCCUUGUGUUUCUGUAGAAUGUAACCAUAAUCCCUGGGAGUAUUCUCUCACUGGCAUGGAGAAGAUGAAGAUGGAUGAGCAAUUGAGUCUGAUUCAUCUGCUCAAGGCGUAUGGUGAGGCUAUGGAGAAUGGGGAGGAGGAGCUGGCGGAGGUGAUUGUGAAGUCUAUAAACGAGAAAAGCAGUCCUGUGGGCAACACCAUGGAACGCCUUGCGUACAACCUGUUUCAGUCCAGAGAUCACCAAGGAGAAUAUUUGAGGCUGGAAUCAAGCAAGAAUUUCUUACCAGCAUUCAAGGUGUUGUGUCAGAGUCUCCCCAACUCCCAGUUCGCUCAUUUCACAGCUACCACUGCUAUCCUCAAAUCAAUGCCACACGAUGUAGAAAAAAUACGCAUAAUAGAUUUCCAUCUCGGGGAGGGGAUUCAGUGGCCUCCAUUGAUUGAGGCCCUGAGCAGGAAACGUAAGCAAGUGUGGAUCACAUCGGUUAGGCCAGAAGAGGGAUGCAUCUAUUCUUGCUGGAACUAUGAGGAUACGAUGAAACGCCUCAUGUCUCAUGCGAGACAGUACGGUGUGAAGCUGCAGAUGGAGGAGAAAAGCAUUGGGGAGAUUUCUAGUGAACUGAUGAGGGAGGGAACAGGAGGCAGAGGAGAGUGGGUGGUGUUCAACUGCAUGUUGGGACUUCCCCACAUGGGUGGGAGGAGGAGAACAAGAACUAGAAUAGAGUUUCUCAAGGUAGCCAGGGGAGUGUUACAGAGAUGUGAUGGAAUUGUGGUUCUCGGGGAUGGAGAAGCUGGGGAGAGUUUGAAUGAUGGGUCAAGUUACUCCUUAUACUUUGAUCAUCUCUUAAGACACUACCGGGCUAUCUUUGAAUCGUUGGAGAAGAAUUUCCCUGUUUAUCUUGUAGAGGCAAGAACAGCUAUGGAAAAUCUUUUUCUGUCACCCCUAAUGUGCCCCAAAGUUUGGUUCCAGGAGUGGAAGGAGAUGAAAGAUUAUAGUCUUCUAUCAGAGAUGGAGGACUCAGGGAUGGAAGGUGUGAAGCACAGCCAAGAAAGUUUGGCUGUAGCUAAGCUGAUGGUGGAUGGAGGAGAUAGUUCAUACAAUGUGAAGAUUGGAAGCAAGAUGAUGGUCUUGCUGUGGAAGGAGACACCCCUGGUGAGGGUUUCUACUUGGGGUGUGAAAGAAGACAUGUCAAAGUACAUAUGA